Molecule: messenger RNA, 1756 nt
Organism: Thamnophis elegans (Western terrestrial garter snake)
Lineage: Eukaryota; Metazoa; Chordata; Lepidosauria; Squamata; Natricidae
Product: melatonin receptor type 1B-B-like
Exons: 2
Coding region: 377-1756 (459 amino acids)
Biological process (GO): G protein-coupled receptor signaling pathway
Cellular component (GO): membrane
Molecular function (GO): G protein-coupled receptor activity
Source: RefSeq, a predicted model, not a curated record
GAAGCCUAGAAAAUCUCCAGGUGUCCUCUAGGCAUCUGGAGAGGAAAAUAGGCAGUUCACAUUUCUCUCCUCAUAAAAAGAGUCCAAAAUUCUGGGUUUUCUACGCACUGCUGAAACUCCAGGUAAAGUCCUGCCCCACCUCUCCUCAGCUGAGUCCUUCAAGGCCGUUGGACUACACUACCCAUAACCCACUGUCAGCAGGGUCAACUUGGAGAAGAUCAGGUUGGGCCGCCCACCCGGAGGUGUUAAAGAAUCAAGGUUGGGAAGGUGAAGGCUCCUUGGGCAGCCUGAGGAAGGACGGGGGCCAGGCCAUAUAAGGCGCUGCUUCAAGAGGCCAAACCACUUCCCUGCAGCUGCAACAGCGAGGCCAGUCCUCAUGGCCCUCCUCGUGGCCUCCGGCAGCCCCUCCUGUGCCCUCCUGCUGCUGCUCCUGGCUUUUGCUCUCAAGGGGGAGACCUGGGCAGAGGCCCCUUCGGCCGGAGGGCCCAAGCUGCCAGGCCCUGGGCAGCAAAGGUUUCUGGACCAAGGCAGGGGAGGCAGGUUCCUCCUGAGUGGGGAGGGAAGCCCCACCACCAGCAGACAGCUGACAAGAGUGCGUGAGCCCCGAGACAAGACCAAGCCAGCCUGGCUACACAGCCCAUGCCCGCCCGCCCCUUGUGGCCAGCCCCCGUAUUGCCAGGCCUGGCUGCUCAAAGUGACUCUCCUGGGGGUGCUGGGACUUCUGGUCAUGGGGGGCAACGGGCUGGCUAUCGCGGUGCUGGCCUCCUCGGUGUCCGGCUGGAGCCACAGCAGCCGCUUCAUGCUGCUCUCGCUGGCUGCGUCAGAUGCCGCUCUGGCAGUCCUGGUGGUGCCCCUCAACCUCUACCGGAGCCUGGAGUUGGGCCCAGCGGCCCCCAAGGAGGCUGCCAGAGAAGAGGCCGUCUACUGCCGGGUGGUGGCCUUCAUCAACUCCAGCCUCUUCGGGGCCUCCCUCUAUUCCCUGGCUGGGGUCUCCCUGGAGCGUUAUGUGGCCGUCUUCUUCCCCCUCCACUAUGGCCGCCUCCUGAGCCCCAGGCGGGUGCUCUUGCUCAUCGCAGCCGCCUGGCUCCUGCCCGUCUUCCUCUUGGUGCCGCUGGCCAUCCCGGCCCCUGUGGCCGUCCUCCGGGUCCGCUUCUCUGCGGCCGCCCUGCUGUGUGAGCCGGACUAUGGUUCCAACCCCUCCUACUCCCUCUGGAUAGCUGGCACCAUCUUCUGCCCAGCUGCUGCAACCAUCGCCUUCACCAACAUGCGCCUCUGGCUAGUGGCCCGCUCGCAGCGCCAGCGUGGGAAGGACGGGAGCUGGCAAGGAAAGGCAAGGUGGCCCAAGAGGCUUCGGAUGCUCCAGCUGGACGCUGCUGCCCGAGUGCUGCUCCCGGUCGUCUUCGCCUUCUUUAUCUGCUGGGCCCCCUGCAUGGGCACCAUCGUGUACAACGCAAUCACCCAGGAAAGAGUCCCCGACUGGCUGGAAUUAGUUGCUCUGUGGCUCCCCAUUGGCAGUGGUUUCCUCAACUGCUUUGUCUACUUCUGGGUCAACAGGAACUUCCGGCACAAAGUCCAGAAGGUUGGGCAAAAGCAUUGCUUGACCUGCUGUCUACCUGAGCAGGACCUGCGGAGGCAGCCCCUCCCCAGCAUCUCUGCUCAGGUGAGGACGGAUUGUGAGCCUCCCGGCCUUCCCCCAGGUUGCUCCCUUGUUGCGUCGUCUUCCAGCAACGGCCUCCCUCUUCCUCGGCAUGGCUGA